Messenger RNA from Mercenaria mercenaria, 791 nucleotides. Its product is annotated as acanthoscurrin-1-like. Lineage: Eukaryota; Metazoa; Mollusca; Bivalvia; Venerida; Veneridae. The record is from RefSeq and is a predicted model, not a curated record. The coding region runs from base 83 to 676 and encodes 197 amino acids. The transcript has 5 exons.
UUUACAGGCCUGUCUGAAGAAGCAUAUAAAUAGAAGACAAUAUUUUCACUAAACGUACGGACAUUCGGCUUGCACGCUCAGCAUGAAUACCAUCUAUAUACUCACAGCCUUAUGCGCUGUCUUCGAUAUUUCACAAGGUAUAAAAUAUGGAGGUAUCAUGGGAGGCGGUGGUGGAAUGAUGCCAUAUUCAGGAGGGAUGAUGGGCCGUGGAAUGCGCUAUGGCUAUGGUAGUUCGGGCGGAGCAAUGGGAGGAACCGGCGUAGGUUACGGUGGAAUGAGCAGUAUGGGCUAUGGUGGGAUGAUGUCCGGCGGAAUGAGUGGUAUGGGAGGAAUGAGUUAUGGCGGAGUGGAUGGGAUGGGCGGAACAGGUGGUAUGGGUGGAAUGAGUGGGAUGGGUGAAAUGGGUAUGAUGGGCGGAACAGGUGGUAUGGGUGGAAUGGGUAUGAUGGGCGGAAUGGGUGGGAUGGGUGGCGGUAUGAUGACCGGCAUUGGUGGAAUGACUGGAGGAAUGGGCGGCUUUGGAAUGUACAGACGAGGUCACCACUACAAGAAAUGCUCAUGCAGAAAGCGCUGUUACCCAUGGGAAAGAUACGCAGGACGUUGUUGGUGGUGUAAAUAUCAUCACUGUAGAGUCCGAUGCUGUAGAAGAAUAUGGUCCUUCCACCACCAAGGUUAAGGGUUUUCGAUUCCGGAAUGUGCGAUGAAAACUAAGUCAACGUGAUUUACAUAUAUUCUUCUUUACUGUUCAUUGCUUAUUUAGUCUCGCUAUAAUAAACUGAUUUCUGCAUUCA